GGAGGAGGGCCUAGUAGCUCUGGAACACAUAGUCUAGGUUUGUAGCAUCCUUGCAGUCUCUGCCUAUUGAAGAAUAACAGGGUGAAUAAAGGAAUGGGAGGAAUAGUGCUGCACAGCAAAGGGGAGAGAGAAGCAUGAGUUGGUAUUGUGAGGGGACGCAAGGGGGGGAGGUUGUAGAAGGCAGUAUUGUCCAGGGAAAAGCUGUUAGCUGGUCAAAUUUACAGCUUUGUAGCUGAGCUCUUUAGGCCCAUCUGGGGAGCACAGGAGCAGAAACGGUGGAAGAAAUUCCCCACCCUUUAUUCUUCAUCUUGGACAUCUGUCUCACUCCACAUCCUAUGUUUUUAUCCUCACCUCUGUGUGCUGUUUCCUCUAAUAAGAGUACCACGCUGGCGCCGCUGCCAUUCAUCGCUCUCAGCCCAUCUCCUCCCCACCAACCCACAUCCUACCACAACACCCACGGCUGCCCAGCUGUCUUGGGGAGGGGGACAAGGCACAAUUAACGGCAGAGAGAGGGCCUCAGCUGGCUGAAUAAGUUUGGGUGGUGGAUAACUCUCGUGAUGCAGUGGACCACUGGGAUGAAGCAGAGGUCAUUGAGCAGCAGACUGAAAUAAGGCAUGCUGUGCUAAGGAGCAGCAUGUGAGGUCAUUCCUAGCCACUGCCGUCAGACUUUUUAACAAGUCACUUCACGGCCGGGCCACAAAGCUCCUGUUGCUGGGCUGAGUACUGAGUAGUACUGCCCCUCCCUGUGCUUUCCUCUCACUAUGCGCUAUAGGAGCAUCUGUGUUUUUUCUGAUUUCAGAAAAGACGUGCUUCUGAUUUCUAACACAAGUGUGCUCCAUCUGGCGAAGCCCAGGUUAAAGCCUGAAAGUCGUUUCCACCAUCCACCACUCCCCCCAAACCCAAGCCAUGGCUCUCACAACCCUGAAGCCUGGUUUCUGGAGUCCAGCCUCAGUGCCCACCCCAGUCCCAGUUCCUACCCUUGUCCCCACUCUCCCAGCAUCCGCUUGCAUCCCUGUCACCACCAGCUCCUCAGUGGAGAGCAGGAGAGAGCAGGAUGGCAUUGAGUCCAGAGCAACUCUCCAGCCCGUGUCUGAGUCAGUCAAUGGAACCAGCUUCAACUCCACACAGCUUCCUGUGCAGUGGACAGAGGGGACUGGGGUGGGCACUGUCCUGGUGCCUUUUGGCAUAAUUACUGUCAUUGGAUUAGCUGUCUUCAUGCUGCUGUACAUACGGAAAAAGAAAAGGCUGGAGAAGCUGCGUCAUCAGCUCAUGCCCAUGUAUAACUUUGACCCAGCUGAAGAGCAGGACGACCUGGAGCAGGAACUCUUGGACCAUGGCAGAGACAGCAGCCCAGCAGGGCCGAACUCCAAAACUCUGACGAUGAGGCAGGGUAUGACUCAGAGGCCCAGUCGACUGGUCUUCACAGAUGUUGCUGAUGCCAUUAAUGCGUGACAGAGGUUCUACGUGAGAAUAUGCCAGCUUGAAGAUUCACAUUUGGAUCGUGUCUGUUUCUUGUCAAUGUGACCACGAGACUCAGAAGAUUAAAUUGGGUUCGUUAUAGAAAACAGGAACAGGACUCCUCUCAUCUAUGUAAUAUGGAUGUUCUAUAACUAUUUAAAGGAGCAAAGUCAUUUUUACCAUUUAAAAUAGCAAAUAAUAUUUCUGAAAGUGAUUAUUUUAUUAUUAUUAUUUUUUUUGGAGAAAGUGCAGCUCAAGUGAGAUGAAGAAUCAGAUUGCUUUGUAAUCCAAAAAAAAAAGAACCAGUCUGUGCUCCACAGAGCUGAUCCCCCUGACAUGGGGGAUAAUGGCUGUUUAAUCAUUUGAAGACAAAUUAUUGAAAAAAUUACUUAUUGCUCCUUUAAUAUGGAUUUCAUUUCUGAUUCACCCUCUCCUUCUUUGAUCAAGCCCAAUCAAAUAUUGUAACAGAUAUCUAAACACGCACCUACACAAAAAAGCCAUUUGUUUCUUGUUUCUUGUUUCAUGGGUCCUAACAUUGUGCAUUUCUAGAUUCCCAGGCUAUUUUGUGAGAAGAUUUUAGUGAACAUUAAAAGAAAAUAGUUGCAUCACACACUCUUAAAGGAAAAAUCUCCACUUACAGACAUUUCCACUUUUUUGUAAUGGGAUAGUUUUCUUGGUUGUUAUGUUGAACCUUUACCAAGUCACGUUUCAACCUGGCAUGUACGUCAUACUUUCAUGACAUUCUUUUUUCAGGAGUGCAAGAGUAGAAGUGGUUGUCAGCCUUUUUUUCCAUUCUUAAAUAUCUGCAUCUAGAGUCCCACACCUCUAGCAAGGGUUACUGCACGAUCCCUUCAUUUUUUUAAAGGAUAUUCUUUUUACUAUAGUACUUAUAUCAAAGAAAAGACCAAAAUGAUGACAAUGGGAGACAGCACCAACAAGUUUUGCCAAAAAACCCCACUCACUGACACUGGAAAUGUGCCGUGGAACUCUAGUUCCUCAAAAAGCUUCUGCCUUCACUGCAAAUCUGCGUCAGCAAUAUCAAAGUGAGACCAUUCCAGCAGACUGUUAAGAAUUUCACAGUAACUUCAAAGCGGAUUCACCUCCCUGCCCCAUUUAAAAUGUAGUGUGAGGAAGCAGAGGUGAAAUCAAAGAGCCAGUAUUGUGUAGGAAGACUGGACUUCCAUGAUGGGGCAUGAAAUAAUGUCCUAGUGACAGAAUACUAUUACAGACCUCAUGGAGCAAAUUCCUCUCACUAAAAACGCUUUGGCCGAGGAGUGUGAGGAGUUUAGUGCCCACAGACCUUGGAAGAGCAUGAAGUGGAAAUCAAGACUGUUGGAUGGAAAAUAUUAGUCUUUCUCUAUAUAUUUGUAAUAUAUAGCAUCUUUGUUCUGUCCCAUUAUAGUGUGCUUCCUGCUCCUACUAUUUCAAAGUUUGCCCACUAUGCUAGCUACUCUGCACACACGUGAGUGUUGGCCAGUGUUUAGAGGUUCUCCAGGACUUUUUUUAGCACAGAAAAGAGAAAUAUGGAUCCGAAUGGAUCUCAUACUUGCAAUUUGUAAUGACAGAGGGCUAAACAUUGACAAAGAGAAAAAUGAGUGUAGUUCAUGUCUAGAUGAGUGUGUGUGUGUGUGUUAACUACGAGUUAUAAUCAUUUUUCCCUUUCAUACACAUACCAGCAACAAGGAAAUUAGAAAAUGUUUUAAUGUGUUUAAACAUAAUAAGUA
This is a messenger RNA of Electrophorus electricus (electric eel), 3182 nucleotides long. RefSeq names its product chromosome 7 C3orf18 homolog (gene c7h3orf18). The record is from RefSeq and is a predicted model, not a curated record. Lineage: Eukaryota; Metazoa; Chordata; Actinopteri; Gymnotiformes; Gymnotidae.